AUGGCAUCGAAUCAUAAAGUAAUGCCUGAUAAAUUAGAAUUUAUAUUUACACAUGUUCAUCAAAUAUUACUAGAAAAUAAUUUCAUUCCUACAUUAAAUAAAUAUCGAAAAGAUGCAAUUCGACAUGCAAAAGAUGGAAAAAAAAAAUUUACAUUAUCAUAUGAUAUCAACAAUAUCAAAGUACAUGUUAGUUUGAUUCAAAAGCAACACAACAUAGCUACUUUUAUCAUAGAUGGAAUAAAUCUACAACUACAUGAAGAAGAUACAAUAGAUUUAGAUGAACUUAAAAUUAUAAAUGAACAAGUUGAAUUAAAUGAAAAAACAAAUAAUAAGAUCAACUUAAUAAUGGAGAAUACGAUGAACACAAUUGCACCUGCAUACAAUGCUCCAUCAUCAAUUUAUAUUUCAACAUCAGCGUGUACUUCAACACCAUCAUAUGAUCCAUCAUCAUCGUCUUAUCCAGCAUCAAUUUCUUCGUCAAUACCAUCGUAUAGUUCAUCAUCAUGGUACUAUCCAGCAUCAUCGUCUUAUUCAUCAUCCAUUUCUUCGUCAACAUCUUCGUAUGGUUCAUCAUCAUGGUACUAUCCAGCAUCAUCGUCUUAUCCAGCAUCCAUUUCUUCGUCAAUACCAUCGUAUAGUUCAUCAUCAUGGUACUAUCCAGCAUCAUCGUCUUAUUCAUCAUCCAUUUCUUCGUCAACAUCUUCGUAUGGUUCAUCAUCAUGGUACUAUCCAUCAUCAUCGUCUUAUUCAUCACCCAUUUAUUCUUCAAUACCAUCGUAUAGUUCAUCAUCAUGGUACUAUCCAGCAUCAACACACACUUCAAUAUCAUGGUAUGGUUCCUCAUCAAACUGUUCUUCAACGUCACACAAUACUCCAACAUCAUACAAUGAUUAA
Adineta steineri is the source of this 894-nucleotide messenger RNA. Lineage: Eukaryota; Metazoa; Rotifera; Eurotatoria; Adinetida; Adinetidae. The record is from the annotation of a GenBank genome assembly.